Molecule: messenger RNA, 3156 nt
Organism: Girardinichthys multiradiatus
Lineage: Eukaryota; Metazoa; Chordata; Actinopteri; Cyprinodontiformes; Goodeidae
Product: protocadherin alpha-8-like
Exons: 1
Coding region: 199-2610 (803 amino acids)
Biological process (GO): homophilic cell-cell adhesion
Cellular component (GO): plasma membrane
Molecular function (GO): calcium ion binding
Source: RefSeq, a predicted model, not a curated record
CCCAGAGUCAGAUGCAGAUGAUGUUUCGCCGACAUAAGAAACAAAGCGACGAGAGGCUCAAAAUAGAACGCGACGAAGAUUUGAUUUUUUGAAGCGUUUUAAAUAAUUUUGUUUUAAUUCUCGAACAGGAUUACCUCCAUCAUUUUGUGUCAUACCAAAAGGAUUUUGAAUGUAUGCAUUCCACGCAUUUCUAGGAACAUGCUUUUUCCGAGGAAAAGAAGCUCUGUGUGGAUUUACCUCGUCUUUGUGCUGCUGGGUUGCUGCUGGGAAGCUGCUUUAGGACAGCUUUCUUACUCCGUUUUAGAGGAGGUGAACCAAGGGACUGUGGUCGGGAAUAUUGCCAAAGAUCUCAACCUAAAUGUCAAGGAUCUUGAAACACGUAUGUUCCAGAUCGUUGCAGGAUCAAAGAAAACAUAUUUUGAGGUAAAUCUAAAGACCGGUGUCCUUUACGUUAACGCGAGAAUAGAUCGAGAGGAACUGUGUGGUAAUGAUGACAAAUGCUCACUGAGUAUAGAAGCAGUCAUUAAUAAUCCCUUAAAAUUGUACCGCAUUGAAAUUCUAAUUUUAGAUGUAAAUGAUAAUUCACCGAGUUUUCUUAUUAAUCCUCAGCUGAUGAACAUAAGCGAAAAUACAGCAGCAGGAACUAAAUUUCCACUACAUCCAGCUCACGAUGCAGAUAUUGGCAAAAACACCGUACACACCUACAGACUUAGUCAGAAUGAACACUUUUCUCUAGCAACGCAAAAAGGAGAGAUUGUGACACCUGAACUGGUGCUUCAGAAAAUGUUAGACCGAGAAAAACAAUCUGCGAUUCGGCUGAUUUUGACGGCUUUGGAUGGAGGAACGCAUGCUAAAUCAGGCUCCAUGUUGAUAAUCGUAAAUGUAUUGGAUGUUAAUGAUAACGCUCCUGUUUUCAACCAGACUCUCUACAAAGCCAGAGUGUAUGAGAACGCAAAGCUGGGAGCACCGAUUAUAACUUUAAAUGCUAUCGAUAAAGAUGCAGGAAAAAAUGGACAGGUAACAUAUUCAUUCAGUGAAGUCGGUCGUGGUAAACAGACUGAGCUGUUUCAAAUCGAUCAAAACACCGGAACAGUGACAAGUAAGAAGAACAUAGACUAUGAAGAGAAUAAUGCUUUUGAAAUUCGCGUUCAGGCCAGUGAUGGAGCACCCUCACCACUCACGUCAAAUGCUAAACUACUGAUAGAAGUUCUAGAUGUGAAUGACAAUGCUCCUGAAAUUACAGUUACAUCCCUAUUAAAUACAGUGAAAGAGGAUGCAUCCAGUGGCACCGCCAUUGCUCUUGUUUCAAUAUUUGAUAAAGACAGCAGUAGAAAUGCAAUAGUUAACUGUAAAAUGUCAGAAAACGUUCCUUUUAAAUUAGAGUCAAAUUAUAAGAACUAUUAUUCUUUGGUUGUGGAUGGACCUCUGGACAGAGAAAGAGCGCCUCACUACAAUAUCAGCAUCAUAGCUACAGAUGAAGGCAGCCCACCUCUCUCCAGCACCAGCGUCAUUAUUGUACAUGUCUCUGAUGUAAAUGAUAACAAACCUCAUUUCACAGAAGACAUUAUAAACAUCUUUAUGAAAGAAAACAGUCCAACAGGAGCAGUUAUUAAAACAGUGUCAGCAGUUGAUGCAGACACUGAUCAAAAUGGUCAGCUUAGCUACUCACUUGUGCAUGACAAUAGUAACCCACUCCCACUCAGAUCAAUGAUGAGCAUAAAUUCAGAGACUGGAGAAAUAAUCAGUCUGCAGUCUUUUAAUCACGAGGAGUUAAAAACGUUUCAGUUUAAAGUUCAGGCUACAGACUCUGGUGUUCCUCCUCUCAGCAGCAACGUGACUGUUAAUGUUUUAAUUCUGGAUGAAAAUGAUAAUAAUCCAACAAUUUUAGCUCCUUAUUCUGAGCACGGCUCUGCUAACAGUGAGACCAUCCCCUAUUCUGCUGAAGCAGGAUACUUUGUAGCAAAGAUCAGGGCUGUGGACGCAGACUCUGGAUACAAUGCGCUGCUUUCUUAUCACCUGUCUGAGCCCAAAGGAAACAACCUGUUCAGGAUCGGAACCAGCACCGGGGAAAUCAGGACUAAGAGGAGAAUGAGUGACAAUGACCUGAAAACUCACCCCUUGGUGGUGCUAGUUUCUGAUAAUGGAGAACCUUCUCUGUCAGCUACUGUGUCUAUUGAUGUGAUGGUGGUUGAAAGCACAGCUGAUGUUCAGACUCAGUUCAGACAUGUGCCUAUAAAGGAGGACAACUUCUCUGAUUUGAACCUAUAUCUGCUGAUCGCCAUCGUGUCAGUCUCUGUGAUCUUUCUGCUGAGUCUCAUCAGUUUAAUAGCUGUCAGAUGCCACAGGACAGACGGUGAUUUCAGCAGGUACAGCGCCCCCAUGAUCACCACCCACCCUGACGGGAGCUGGUCUUACUCUAAAGCUACUCAGCAGUAUGACGUGUGUUUCAGCUCAGACACACUGAAGAGUGAUGUAGUGGUUUUCCCCGCACCGUUUCCACCUGUAGAUGGAGAGCUGAUCAGUAUAAAUGGAGGAGACACUUUUACCAGAACUCAGACUUUACCAAACAAGGACAAGGUAGGUUUGAAUUCUCAGCCAUGUCGUCUCUGAGUGCACAUUGACCAUGAUGGGUUUUUUCUACUAUUAUAUAGUGGAUAGGGAUUUGACAUUGUUUCAGGUUAUUUAUCUUUUCCUGAUCUUCUUAAAUAAUAAUUUUCUUUUAGAAACUGCUAAUAGCGGUUGUUUAAGUUUCUUUAAAACAGAAUGUACCUAAUAAUAAGUAGAAUAUGCUUGUGUAUUUAUGUGGGCUACAAAUAAUUUCUAACAUAUGUCAAAUACGGUUCAAAGUAUAAUAUUUGAGUUUUUAUAGCACAAUAGCUUUUCAUGUUCUGUUUUGCUGUCGACCCCAGGUAUUCUUCAGCAAAAACAUUUUUUUAUUAAACUAGGCUUUGUUUUUUAUGUGUUUCUUUUUGAGUCGCUUAUUAUAGACUUUUGCUGUUUUGUCCUAUUACAAAAAUAAUUGUCAGUAUUAGCAUAUGUGCCAGAACGUUUUAACUGCAACAACAACCAAAACCAAAACUGUGAUUGGUUUAUACAGUACAGUUGUUCUUAAAGACCAAGAUAAUAUACAUGUAACAGAACACAUUAUUAUAUAAU